AUGGGGCUCACCCCACCUCAGAGCGUCGAGAAGAUCACUCGCAGAGCUCAAGACUACGAAUAUAAUCCACACAUCUCACUUCGGAAUUGGUUAAGAACAGCAACAACACUAGUCAGGGAGGCCCGCAUCUACGAACGCGAAGGAAACGAUGAACAAGCCUACCUCCUCCUCUUCAGACAUGCCCAACUCGUACUAGUCAACUUGUCGAAACACCCCGAUUCCAAACAAGAAAAGAACCGCAAGGCGUUACUCGAUGCAGAGACCGAGGUUAAAGCCAGCAUCGAGAAGCUAGAGACGCUAAAACCCCGGGUCAAUAAACGAUACGAACGAUAUGUCCAGUUAAUGCGCGAACGUAAAGCACGGAGACAGCCGCCGAUUACUACAUCACCACCUCAAGACCCCACUCGUCAUGACCCGGCCCUGGCGGGCGUCGCUGCGCCAUUGGAAGCGGGUGAGAAUAAAGGGUUCGCCGUUGAACUGGCAAGGACGGAAAUUAGUCGACGGGCGACGGCAAGGAAGGCUUUACGGGAGGCGGGAGUAUCAGAAGAGGAGGAGCGCAUUCGACGCAGUGCUGGUCUUUGGGGUGAUUGGGAGAGCGCGUUGGAGAAGGAUGGGCAAAAGACGACGGAUAAGAACGACUUGAGCACGCGGAUCCAGGAGGUCAGGCUCAACGUUGACCAGACACAAAAGGAACGCUAUACGAAGCCUGCACCGCGACAGCAGACAAUAUCGUCUCCUGUGUCUGCCUAUAAGUAUCCCAGUGUUCCUCGACAACAACCACUUGGUACCAUCACCUCUCCGCCAAUCGUACCAGUUAAGACGCAAACUCGCGUGGACCCUCCCGCGCUACCUCCGAAGCAUGUCGAGAAUUAUGGCCCAGCACUCGUGGAUAACUCUCCACCGCAUCCAAACAAAAUCUCGCCAACAGCAGUGUCAGAAACCACACCAUCAUUAUUACCACCCGCUCUUCCAGAAAAAGUACGCCCAGAAGACGAUACAAAGUCCCGAUCCGACCUCGACCCAUCCAGCUUCACCUUCAAACCAUCCGCCUACCUCGAAAACGGGACGCCUCUCCGCACCGUCUUUCUUCCUCCAGAUCUCCGGACACAGUUCCUAAUACUAGCUGCUUCCAAUACCCGUCGAAACCUCGAAACCUGCGGGAUUCUCUGCGGAACAUUAAUCUCCAACGCACUCUUCGUCUCAAGACUCCUCGUCCCCGAACAAACAUCCACAUCCGACACAUGCGAGACAGUAAACGAAUCCGCCAUCUUCGACUACUGCGACUCCGAAGACCUAAUGGUGCUAGGCUGGAUCCACACGCACCCGACCCAAACCUGCUUCAUGAGCUCGAGAGACCUGCACACACAUUGCGGAUACCAAGUGAUGCUGCCAGAAAGCAUCGCAAUCGUGUGCGCUCCCAGUCAAACACCUGACUGGGGGAUUUUCCGGUUGACAGACCCGCCUGGUCUUAAGACGGUGCUGAAUUGUACACAGCCGGGGCUAUUCCAUCCUCAUUCUGAGACUAAUAUUUAUACGGAUGCGUUACGGCCGGGGCAUGUUUUUGAGGCUAAGGGGUUGGAAUUUGAGACGGUUGAUUUACGGCCUGAGUCAAGGAUUUAG
This is a messenger RNA of Aspergillus glaucus CBS 516.65, 1620 nucleotides long. Its product is annotated as putative endosome-associated ubiquitin isopeptidase (AmsH). Gene Ontology annotation, cellular component: endosome; membrane. The transcript is spliced from 2 exons. Gene Ontology annotation, molecular function: K63-linked deubiquitinase activity; metal-dependent deubiquitinase activity; protein binding. Bases 1 to 1620 code for a protein of 539 amino acids. The record is from RefSeq and is a predicted model, not a curated record. Gene Ontology annotation, biological process: protein K63-linked deubiquitination. Lineage: Eukaryota; Fungi; Ascomycota; Eurotiomycetes; Eurotiales; Aspergillaceae.